Messenger RNA from Dimorphilus gyrociliatus, 498 nucleotides. Lineage: Eukaryota; Metazoa; Annelida; Polychaeta; Dinophilidae. The record is from the annotation of a GenBank genome assembly.
ACUAAGCUAAAAGUAAUGGCACUGCAAAGAGUCGAUUUUCCUGAAUUCUCCGUUCCGGAAGAAAUUCUUAAGAGCCAGGAAGAGUUUCAAGAAAAGAUGAAAAAUAUCUUUUCCGAAGACCUUAUGAAAUCAAACAGUUGCUGGGAAAAGCAAGGAGAUAAUUACAUAAUAAAAGUUGAUCUUCCAGGCUACGAUAUAUCAGAAGUAUCUGUUAAAUUAGAAGACAAAACAUUGGUAAUAGGUGCUUCCCACGAAAGCAAGGAAAAUGGACACGCCGUCAAAAAAGAGUGCACGAGGACAGUGCCCCUUCCCGAUGGAACUGAUACGAAGACGAUACAGGCUGAAAUGCCAACCGAAGGCAAUCUAAGGAUAACUGUGAAAAGCGACGGAAGCAAUCAACCAAAAAAGAUCGAAAGACCAACAACUCUGAAAGGGAUAUCCGAAAAUGGAAUAUAUUCUAAUUUACCAAGUGUCAAGGUUACACCAAAUAGAAAGUAA